AUGAAAUAUUGGACCACUCUCCACAUAAAUGCCCAUCCGGAUCAUGUUGAGGAGAGCUCUUUCGUUUCAUCAAACACCAUCUCGAAUCUUGUUAUCUCUGACCUAACCCCAAAGCUUGAUGUGACAACCAUCAAUGUGAAACGGCGACGCGUUGAUCAAUUGACAUCACACGAUCACAGUCCUCCACUCUCGAAACUACCGAGCUUCACUGUUGACAUCAUGUUUCGAACCUUCCUAGGUAAAUCAAGGAAACGUGACGGGUUCGACAUCAUUGUUCAUAGCGAAGGCCGAGAGGGAAUGAAGUCUGAAGCACGAAUGCAUAGCAUUAUUAUUUCCUCCUCGGUGUAUAGUACAGCAAAUGAGGUUCUCGUCUCUCAUCCCCAAACCCCAAACCCCAACCCUAAACCCCAGCAUUACGGACCUCAAUCAUCACAUCUCCAGACGCUUCUUUUUGAUACCCGAUCAAAACCCUAUUCCCAAUUGCCGUGA
Lindgomyces ingoldianus is the source of this 489-nucleotide messenger RNA. RefSeq lists its product as uncharacterized. The record is from RefSeq and is a predicted model, not a curated record. NCBI's taxonomy places the organism in Eukaryota, Fungi, Ascomycota, Dothideomycetes, Pleosporales, Lindgomycetaceae. The transcript is spliced from 4 exons. The coding region runs from base 1 to 489 and encodes 162 amino acids.